Messenger RNA from Antechinus flavipes (yellow-footed antechinus), 1411 nucleotides. RefSeq names its product Wnt family member 7B (gene WNT7B). Gene Ontology annotation, molecular function: frizzled binding; cytokine activity. The coding region runs from base 275 to 1324 and encodes 349 amino acids. The transcript has 4 exons. The record is from RefSeq and is a predicted model, not a curated record. Gene Ontology annotation, cellular component: extracellular region. Gene Ontology annotation, biological process: neuron differentiation; cell fate commitment; canonical Wnt signaling pathway. NCBI's taxonomy places the organism in Eukaryota, Metazoa, Chordata, Mammalia, Dasyuromorphia, Dasyuridae.
GCCAGUUGACUGCUCGGUAGCCGGGGCGGGCUGGGCUCAGGAUGCCGCGGGCAGGCUCACCAUGGUGGUAGGGCGCGCCCAGCGCCCGCCUGUGCCGGUCCCCGUCGCCGCCUCCGUUGCCGUCCUGUUAACGAGCGCGGGGCUCCGGGCUGCCGCCGCCUAGCCCAAGCCCGAGCCUCGCUCCGCACCUCGGGGCGCUCCCCCCUUCCCCCGCCCCAGCCCGGCCUCCCUCCCCCGCCCCAGCUGUUUAUGGCUCAGUCUAUCUUCCUGGAUCAUGCACAGAAACUUUCGCAAGUGGAUUUUCUACGUGUUUCUCUGCUUUGGCGUCCUCUACGUGAAGCUGGGAGCUCUGUCGUCUGUGGUGGCUUUGGGAGCCAAUAUCAUCUGCAACAAGAUCCCUGGCCUGGCCCCCCGACAACGAGCCAUCUGUCAGAGUCGCCCCGACGCCAUCAUUGUGAUCGGAGAAGGGGCACAGAUGGGGAUCAACGAGUGCCAAUAUCAGUUCCGCUACGGCCGAUGGAACUGCUCCGCGCUCGGCGAGAAGACCGUCUUUGGGCAAGAGCUUCGAGUGGGGAGCCGGGAAGCCGCCUUCACUUACGCCAUCACGGCCGCCGGCGUCGCCCACGCCGUCACCGCGGCCUGCAGCCAGGGCAACCUGAGCAACUGCGGCUGUGACAGAGAGAAGCAGGGCUACUACAACCAGGAGGAGGGCUGGAAGUGGGGCGGCUGCUCAGCCGACGUCCGCUACGGCAUCGAGUUCUCCAGGCGCUUCGUCGAUGCCCGCGAGAUCAAGAAGAACGCCAGGCGGCUCAUGAACCUGCACAACAAUGAAGCUGGGAGAAAGGUCCUGGAGGAAAGGAUGAAGCUGGAAUGCAAGUGCCACGGGGUGUCGGGCUCGUGCACCACCAAGACGUGCUGGACCACGCUGCCCAAGUUCCGGGAGGUGGGCCACCUGCUCAAGGAGAAGUACAACGCGGCCGUGCAGGUGGAGGUGGUGCGCGCCAGCCGCCUGCGCCAGCCCACCUUCCUCAAGGUCAAGCAGCUGCGCAGCUACCAGAAGCCCCUGGACACGGACCUGGUCUACAUCGAGAAGUCCCCCAACUACUGCGAGGAGGACGCCGCCACGGGCAGCGUGGGCACCCAGGGCCGCCUGUGCAACCGCACGUCGCCCGGCGCCGACGGCUGCGACACCAUGUGCUGCGGCCGCGGCUACAACACGCACCAGUACACCAAGGUCUGGCAGUGCAACUGCAAGUUCCACUGGUGCUGCUUCGUCAAGUGCAACACGUGCAGCGAGCGGACCGAGGUGUUCACCUGCAAGUAGGCCGGCGGCGAGCGCGCGCCUCCCUCCGCCCGCCCCCCGGGCCGGCCGCGGCUCCGGCUGCCGUUCGCACAGCCCGUCUUUCGGGGA